UCCCUCUCCCGUUGACCAUGCCCAAUCACCUCGAACGCGGAGGUAGUACCCAAAAUUCGAUCGAACCCCCGGACAACCUCACCCGCGUAUAAAUAGUGGCCGACGACCACCAAAUCAGCAGAACUCAGUAGUUGUUCCACUUCGAACGAGCAAAAUGGCAUUCAAGUUUUUAGUACUCGCAGCCUUCGUGGCGAUGGCAAGUGCCGGCGGCCCGGCAGCUUACGAUAUCGGCACGCUGUCCGCCGAUCACAACAGCAUCGGCUACAGCCAAGAAUCCACCCAGAAGGGCUACGCCGGCCAGAACGUGGUGUCCACGUACAGUAGGGCCGAGGACUCCGCGCACUCGUCGGUUCGCGUGAGCAACAGUCACGUGAGCAACGACGCCCUGCUGGAACACCACGCCAUCGGAUACGCCGCGCCAGCUUUGGCUAAGAGCGCGUACAUCGCGCAGCCCGUCCUCGCCAAAACCGCUUAUGCCGCGCCGGCCUUGACAUACGCCGCUCAUGCCGCUCCGGUGAUCACCAAGACCGCUUACGCGGCGCCCGCUUAUGCUGCGCCCGCUUAUGCGGCGCCCGCUUACGGAUACGCCGCGGCAGCGCCGGUCAUCGCCAAGACCACGGCCACUUAUGCCGCGCCCGCCACAUACACCUACAGCAGCCCGGUUGUGACCAAGGCCUACGCCGCCCCGUUGGUAGCCAAGGCUGCCUACACCACCUACGCCGCGCCAGCCGCCCCUCUGGUCGCGAAGGCUGCUUACGCGGUCGCACCAGCUACCACCUACGCCGCUGCGACUCCCUUCGUCGCCAAAACCGCCUACGCCGCCGCGCCGGUCUUGGCUAAGACCGCGAUCGCCGCCGCACCGGCCGCCCUUACAUACGCCGCUCAUGCUGCGCCAGCCGCCCUCACGUACGCCGCUCAUGCUGCGCCAGCCGCCCUCACGUACGCUCAUGCCGCCCCCGUAGUCGCGAAGACGUACGCCGCUCCUUACUCGUAUGAGACCGCCGCGCCGGUGGUGCACGCUACUUUCAGCGGCUUUGGCACGAGCUACGCCUGGUAAACGAGCCUCUCUAUGCCAACUACGGUCGUUUCGAAAACAGGUGUCUUGUGUUCGGUCUCUCGAGCUCCUCCCGAUGUUACCAUACCCUCUCCGGUACAUGCAUGACUUUUUUUUACAACGCAACUGUGUAUAUAAUAUAUUUAUAGUGAUAUUUAUGUUUAUACACCACACACACAUACUACUCCUAACACGUAUACUUUACUCUCCAUGCAAGCAUGAACACUUGAGCGAGUUAUAAGUUACGCAACGUACAUUGAGAUAUACAUAUAAUUUUGUAUCACGAGAACAUCUUUCGGAUUAGUAGUAAAUAAUUCUGCUAUAUAUAUUAGAUACGAAUAAAUCGAAAUUCAUACGAUAAUAAACGGAGUACCCGCGUUUUGAAAUUAUCUUAUAGUAAUGAUAAUAUCUAAAGUAAUGAUUAUUCUUUUGAUUGCUGUUCGUUUCGUCCAGUUCUCUAGUUCUUAAACUUCACAACUUCUAAAAAUGCGGACCAUUCGGAUUACAAGUCUUUCGCGCAACAAUGGACGUUUUCUUGGAGAAAGUUCGAGAUGAGUGUACUUUAGGAGAAUUCUCGAAAAGUUUCAGAAUGUUCAAUUAAAUCAACUUUACAAAGUCGAUGCGCACUUACAUGCGUUUCUUCUAGGUGAGCGCAAUGUUAAAACACGCGGGCCAAAACUUACGUAUGCACGACACAAUCGGCCGACGAAUACAAAAGAUCCGGCACAAUAACAGAAAACGCUUUUAAAACGUGGCCUUUAUUGUUUGGCAACUGUGCGCGCUCUCGAAUUUCCAGUCCAGAUCAGAAAGAAUUUGCAUACAAUGGAUAAUCGAAAUGUACCGAUCAUUUCACAUGUGUUGCGCGAAUUUGAUUGAACACUGGCCGCUUUCACGGACGACCGGUUUCUUUUUCUGUAGUACGAAACAGUCGCAAUGAUGAAAUCGCCAAUGCGUGAUCUAAUUUCUUAUUGAAUACGCAAAAUCGAAAACUCGAUUUCCUUGCAAAAUCAACCUUGACACUUUCAUGUUAAGGUUACGUCAAUCUUAGACAUGACUAACUAAAUGUGGAUCAGACGUCGAUCCCUUCUCGCGAUUUUAUCAAAAUGAAUGUAGUUAAUGCAAAAAGAGCAAGUAUUUACUCGCGUCGCGAAUAUCUGCUCAGUUAACACCGAACAUCAGUUACACUACAUCUAUAUUAUGAUUUCGCAUUCAACAAUGUAAAUACAAUAUAACACUAUAUAUUAUAUUAUAUUUAUAUAACACACAAACUUGGAAAUGUGUUAUAUAUACAAAUUAAAAAAUUGGUUCUCUUGA
Messenger RNA from Odontomachus brunneus, 2368 nucleotides. Its product is annotated as cuticle protein 16.5-like. The record is from RefSeq and is a predicted model, not a curated record. Lineage: Eukaryota; Metazoa; Arthropoda; Insecta; Hymenoptera; Formicidae. Bases 155 to 1057 code for a protein of 300 amino acids. The transcript is spliced from 2 exons.